Molecule: messenger RNA, 1806 nt
Organism: Schistosoma turkestanicum
Lineage: Eukaryota; Metazoa; Platyhelminthes; Trematoda; Strigeidida; Schistosomatidae
Source: the annotation of a GenBank genome assembly
AUGAAAAAUAAUCGAAAUCAAAUGGAACCAACAGAACGGAGAAAACGAUGCAAAGAAUCUUUGUAUCCUCCACCACCAAAUAAGCCAUGUUUAUUAUCUGAAGCGAAACGUACAAAAUUUGAACAAAAUGAAUUGAAUCAUGAAAAACAAGAUCAAAAUAAUAAUACUACUAAUAAUAAUAACAGUAGUUUUUGGAAACUUCUCAAUUUAUUACCACAUUUUCCAAUGUUAUGGCCUCCUACUCUACCUCCGCUGCCUCCAUUACCGCCUCCGCCGCCUCCACCACCACCACCACCUUCAGCUUUAAGUCUUAAUUCUGUCGCUUGUUCCUCCUCCUUAUCCCCAUUAUCCUUAUUGAAAUCAUCAUAUAAUGGUUUACUAUCAGAUGACAAUGAAUCUUUAUUACAAAAAUAUGCUAAACAAACAAUACAGUUAAUAGAAAAAAAUCAAACAUUAUUUAACAAUACUACUAAUACUACUACUAAUAACAAUACUACUAAUAAUCCCUUUAUCAAUCAAUUCACAGAAAUUCAUAAUCUCACUACUUCACCAUUGAAUAAUAACAAUUUUAAAUUGAACAUUGAACAUUCUAGCGGUUAUGAUAAAAAUCGAACACCCCCACCACCACCACCAACAACAUCAACAUCCUCCUCGUUGUCACCGCAUGGCGGAGAAUUCAUUCAGCCAAACAAUAAUAGUACUACAACUAUGAUCGAUACUAACACGACUACUAUGAUCAAUAAUCAUGAGACACAUUGGAAUGUACAUUCUACACCAUUUGGUUCAAUAUUUUAUCAUACAACAAAAAAUUCCGGUUCAUUUGAGAAAUUGAAUAGUGAACAUGAAACAUUGAACACGUUGACUACUACGACUACUACAACUACCGGUACAUUGGAAUUAGAUCAAUGUAUGAUGCCUUCUUCAUAUGAUCAUUAUUUUGAUAAUGAUUCAACUCAUCAAUACACAAACAAUAGUACAUGUAAUAAUAAUAAUAAUUUGUCGAAUGACUUGUAUGAUCAAAGUUUAUCAUGUUCCACACCAGAACAUCACCAUCAUCACCACCAACACAAACAACAAGUACAGUCAACUAUGAAUACUACUAAUACUACUAAUACUAGUAUGACGACAACUACAACUACUACGACUACGACCACUACUACUACAAAUACUACUACUCAUACUCCAACUAGUAGUACAAUACAUAUUAAUGGUGUUGUACAUAAUACAUUGAGAAAAACACGUUCAGAUAUGAAAGUAAUACAUAGAUAUUUAAUACAAAUUAAACAUGAUACACGUGAAAUACAUCAAAUUCCAUCUGAUGAAUUAGAUAGUUAUAUACAAGAUUUUGUCUUGACUGCAAAAAAGAAAGAUGGACAUGAAUAUGAACCGGAAUCAUUGAAAGCUUUUGUACAUUCAUUGGAAAGACAUUUAAAACAUCAUGGUUAUUCACAUUCCGUAUUGAAAGGUAAUGCAUUUGCUGGAACACGAUCUGUACUGAAUCAACGUUUAAAUGAAUUACGUGCACUUAGUCGAUCUGGUAUACCAAUCAAUAAUAGCAGUAGUGGUGGUACUAGUAGUAGUGAUAUACAACAUGCUUAUUCAUCAAAUGGAACUAAUCUUAAUCACAAUAAUACUAACAAACGUUUAUCAUCUGGUGUUGAUAAUGACUCAUCAUUGGAAAAUCGAUCGAUAAAUUAUACUAGAAAGUAUCAUUCCAAUCCGAAUGGAUUAUCAUCAGCUGAAUUACUUCAAGCUGGUAUACUGGGUACAGAAAAUCCUCAGAUAGAAAAAAAUACAAUUGAAUGA